Molecule: messenger RNA, 1021 nt
Organism: Panicum hallii
Lineage: Eukaryota; Viridiplantae; Streptophyta; Magnoliopsida; Poales; Poaceae
Product: ribosome biogenesis protein NSA2 homolog
Exons: 9
Coding region: 95-874 (259 amino acids)
Biological process (GO): maturation of 5.8S rRNA; maturation of LSU-rRNA
Cellular component (GO): nucleolus; preribosome, large subunit precursor
Source: RefSeq, a predicted model, not a curated record
GGCGCAGGCACAUAUAAAUAGCCAAGCCGCAACGGCUCCUUCUCUCUUCCCUUCCCCCCUCCCCUGCACCGGGCGCCGCUAGGGUUUCGCCGCCAUGCCGCAGGGAGACUACAUAGAGCUGCACCAGAAGCGCCAUGGGCGGCGGCCGGACUAUGAGGAGCGGAAGCGCAAGCGCGAGGCGCGCGAGGUUCACAAGCGGUCGGAGCAGGCCCGGAAGCUUCUGGGUGCCAAGGGCAAGAGGUUUGCCAAGAAGCGGUAUGCCGAGAAGGCACAGAUGAAGAAGACUCUGAAGAUGCAUGAUGAGUCAACUAAGAGGGAUAAGGUUGAGGAUGUUCAGGAAGGAGCUCUCCCGCCGUAUCUACUUGAUCGUGAUCAGACACAACGUGCAAAAGUUCUUAGUAACACUAUUAAGCAAAAGAGGAAGGAGAAAGCUGGUAAAUGGGAUGUUCCUUUGCCAAAGGUCAGACCUGUGGCAGAAGAAGAGAUGUUCAAAGUCAUGCGGACUGGCAAACGGAAAAAUAAGCAGUGGAAGAGAAUGGUCACAAAAGCAACAUUUGUUGGACCUGGAUUUACAAGGAAGCCCCCAAAGUAUGAGCGGUUCAUCCGGCCGACUGGCUUGCGUUUCACCAAAGCUCAUGUUACGCAUCCUGAAUUGAAGUGCACGUUUAACCUUGACAUCAUCUCAGUAAAGAAAAAUCCUAAUGGUCCAAUGUAUACAUCUCUUGGAGUUAUGACGAGAGGUACCAUCAUUGAGGUUAAUGUGAGUGAACUUGGUCUUGUGACCCCCGCUGGAAAAGUUGUCUGGGGUAAAUACGCUCAAGUUACUAACAAUCCAGAGAAUGAUGGUUGUAUCAAUGCGGUCCUGCUAGUGUAAAACCAACCUCUUUGUUCUGUUGUACCCAAUGUGGUGAACUUCUAAAUGCAUCUGAGCUGCUGUGGUCGUAUGGAUAAUAUUAUGAAACUGUUUUGUGCAUGCCCUAUUGCCUUCGUGGCUUCCUGCUUACAGCAGAGUUCAGGAAAA